This is a messenger RNA of Nicotiana attenuata, 1690 nucleotides long. Its product is annotated as E3 ubiquitin-protein ligase makorin-like. The transcript has 6 exons. NCBI's taxonomy places the organism in Eukaryota, Viridiplantae, Streptophyta, Magnoliopsida, Solanales, Solanaceae. Gene Ontology annotation, molecular function: ubiquitin protein ligase activity; metal ion binding. The record is from RefSeq and is a predicted model, not a curated record. The coding region runs from base 169 to 1143 and encodes 324 amino acids. Gene Ontology annotation, biological process: protein polyubiquitination.
AACAGGGGGCAACUAGCCUCAGCAGUUAGCAGUGGGAUCGAACCGCCAAAAGCAAAAGCCCUAGCCCCACAUAGCCGGAGCGAGUGAGCGUAACGCUCAAUUCUCGCUCUGGCUUUUCAAUUCUUCAACUUCGGAGUGUUAGGCUAUCGACUUCGAUAGUUUGAUGCCAUGUCGAAAAGGGUUCUUUGCAAGUUCUUUGUACAUGGUGCAUGUCUGAAAGGGGAGUACUGUGAGUUCUCACAUGAUUGGAAAGACCCUCCAAAUAAUUUGCAGGUAUGCACAUACUACCAAAAAGGACUAUGUGCCUAUGGGAGCAGGUGUAGAUACGAACAUGUUAAAGUUUCUCAACCGCAUUCAUCUCCAUCUUCGUCAGCUCCAGCUCAACAUCUGCUCUCAGAUCCUUCUCCCACCACCUUAUCUCCUGGAAUGCUAGCAGAUGGUGCAGGACUUUCUGCUGAGUAUUUGACUUCAGGCAGACCUUUUUACCCUCCCAACCAAGCUGCUAGGAGUGAAAAUUCAGAGCAUCAUCAUGUGGAAGAGAUUGAAAACUUUGUUGAGUUGAAGAGAAUUAAUCCAGCUAAUCAAUCAAUUUGCUCUCUUGCUGCUGCUGGUAAUUGUCCACGGGGAGAAAAAUGUACAUACAUUCAUGGAGAUUUAUGUCCAAUCUGUGCGAAGCAUUGCUUGCAUCCUUUCAGGCCUCAAGAAAGAGAGGAGCAUAUGAAAACAUGUGAGAAGAGGCAAAAGCACCUUGAUUUAUUGAAGCAUAGUCAAGAAAUAGAGUGUUGUGUGUGUCUUGAACGUGUACUCUCCAAGACAACUGCAGCAGAGCGGAAGUUUGGGAUCCUUUCUGAGUGUGAUCAUCCAUUUUGUAUAUCGUGUAUCAGGAAUUGGCGCAGUGGUUCUCCUUCCUCUGGGAUUGAUAUCAACUCUACAUUUAGGACCUGUCCGGUAUGCCGGAAGCUUUCAUAUUUUGUCAUUCCAAGUGUCAUUUGGUACUCCACAAAAGAAGAAAAGCAAGAUAUCCUUGACAGCUACAAAGCCAAACUCAGGUCUAUUGACUGCAAGCACUUUGACUUUGGCAAUGGGACUUGCCCAUUUGGAGCUAGUUGUUUCUACAAGAGAUGGCACGCCUUUGAACCUUGAUGCCUACACUGAAGCGCCAUACUAGGCGAGGCAAGCGCACAACAUUGCUGAUAGCCCACUUUCAGUACACAAAUGAUGUUUGGAUGACUUGAGUCCUUAUUAAUGAUAAAUCCGUCGAGGAAAGAUUAAGAGAAUAUAUUUGCAGCACAGUGAAGUGCCACUUUAAGUACACGAAUGGGGCUAAACUUGGAGGGAAUAUAUUUUCGUUUGGUUCUAUUUAUCCUGAAACUCAAAUUAUAUAUAGUGUAUCUCUUGUAAUCAAGUUUCUCUUUGACUCAUUCACUUAUCUUGUCACUUGACAGAACCAUGAAACCUCAUCCUGUGAACUGUUGGUUGGCUCAUCCAUUGUCAGAAUAAACAAGUAAAGGCUCAAGGGAGAUCUAGAUUAUGAAUGCACGGAUGGAGAAACUCUCUCUGUCCCUUCACGUUGUUCUUACAUUUAUGGCCACUGCAUUAUGGCAUCAAUACCGUGAUGGCCGUCUGGAGGAAGUGGUACUGCGUCAUCUUGGUUCUGAAGAUGGAAGCACAGUGGUUGCUAAAAAUAUUA